This is a messenger RNA of Neogale vison (American mink), 3015 nucleotides long. RefSeq names its product T-cell-specific guanine nucleotide triphosphate-binding protein 2-like. NCBI's taxonomy places the organism in Eukaryota, Metazoa, Chordata, Mammalia, Carnivora, Mustelidae. Gene Ontology annotation, biological process: cellular response to interferon-beta; defense response. The record is from RefSeq and is a predicted model, not a curated record. Gene Ontology annotation, molecular function: GTPase activity; GTP binding. The coding region runs from base 223 to 1548 and encodes 441 amino acids. Gene Ontology annotation, cellular component: endoplasmic reticulum membrane. The transcript is spliced from 2 exons.
GGUGACCAUCAGCUCUUUAUCUCUGCGGUGAUCAUACCAGCACACAGGACCUGUUCCAGUGCAAGGCCAGUCUGAGCAGAGCAGUGCUCCUGCUGUGGGCUGCAGGGAGCACUUCAGCCAGUCCCAGAAUUUCCUGAGCUGCCAACGGAUACAAUUCAGAGCUCAACUCUGACACCAGGAGUCUCUUUUCCUCCAGGAGCUGUGCCUUCUACUGCUCCAGCCAUGAGUCAGUCCUCCUCUUCCUCUUCCACACCCUCUCCUGCAGAGGGUGGUGAUUUGGUCUCCAGCCUUGACAAGCUUUUUAAGGACUUCAAACUGGAAAGUGAAAUGGUCUCUCAGGAAGCCAUCACAUUGAUUCAGUCACACCUGGAGAAGGGGGACCUUCAGAAAGCAGUUUCUGCAAUUAGUGAUGCACUGAGAGACAUUGACAAUGCCCCUCUGAACAUUGCUGUGAUCGGGGAGUCUGGGGCAGGGACAUCCAGCUUCAUCAGUGCCCUGCUGGGAAUCGGGCAAGAUGAUGAAAACGCUGCCCACACUGGGUCAUUGGAGAUAAACUUAGAGAGAACCAAAUACGAAUACAAAAAAUUUCCCAAUGUGAUGUUAUGGGACCUGCCUAGCCUGGGAACCACUCAACUUCCACUACAUGAGUAUCUGCAGAAAAUGAAAUUUGGGGAAUAUGAUUUCUUUAUUGUCAUCUCUGCUACAUGCUUCAAAGAGAAUGAUUUGCAUCUGACUAUGGCAAUUAGGAAAAUGAAGAAGCAUUUCUAUUUUGUCCGAACUAAAGUGGACCUUGAUUUAAAGAAUCUAAGAAAGUUGAAACCUAGCACAUUCAAUAAGGAUGAAGUCCUGCAAAGGAUCCGCAAUUACUAUGUGACUCAGUUGGAGAAAGCCAAUAUGGGUGACACUAACAUCUUCUUAGUCUCCAGCCUUGAAUUGUCUGACUUUGAUUUCCAACGCCUAGAGACCAUGCUUCUGAGGGAGCUCCCAAUCCACAAGCACCAAAAGCACCACAUCUUCAUGCAAUAUCUGUCAACUGUUGCUGAGGUUGCCAUUGAUGAGAGGAGGGAUUCCCUGAGAAAGAAGGUCUUCUUGGAGGCCCUGAAGGCUGGAACUUCGGCCUCCAGCCUUUUCAUGGGUUCAUUCAGUGAUAAUGAUAUGGAGAAACUGGAGGAGAGUUUAUCCUUCUACAGGUCUCAUUUUAGUCUGGAUGAUGCAUCCCUGGAAACCAUAGCCAAGGACUUUAACGUGUCUGUACAGAAACUCAAGGCAAACCUCAUGUCUCCCCAUUUGCUAUCAGUUGAGAAGGAUGAUGAGUCAUUAGAUGAAAAACUGUUGAGAUAUGUGGAAAAAUUCUGCCCUGUUAGUGCCUCUCCUUUUUACAUUGAGAUGAUUUUCUGUUUGCAAAAUUAUUUCCUUGAGUGUGUGGCAAUGGAUGCUAAAGUUCUUCUUAGAGAAGACAAUUUUAAGGAUGUUGUGGGCUCUGGACCAAAUUCCCUACUUCAGCAUGUCAGGAAUGAUAAUGGGAAAAGUGAGACACCCAGCUCCUGAUUCUUCUCAGUGUUGUCAUGGUGCCUGGUGCCUGGAACGUUGACUUCGGGCUCCCUUGAUGCAGUUCUGUCCCACUGCCCUCAAGGUGUAUCACGGACAUUUCCAUAAUACACUCUUGAACAAACUACCCCCUUAGGGACUAUUAUUUGAUAGUAAGAGCAAUCAGCUCUAAAGAAUCCUUCCUUCAGAUGAUCUUAGUCCUUGUGUGAUGGUUACUUCAUAGCCAGCACUGGUUUCUCUAUGGACAUCUAGUAAAAAAUGGCUGUGCACACAGUAGGUCCUCAAAAACGAUUUUUUAAAUGAAUGCAUACAUAGUGCAAUUUUGGUGUUCCUGACAUUUUGUGAGGAAUGCAUACAUUCUGAUCAUUAAUAGAUUCUCAAUUAAGGUGACUGAUACCCUCCUUGACCUCUCUAGACUUAAUCAUUUUAAGAACAUAACAGAUGGUGAGCUGAACAUGUGUCACCGGAAAUGAAAGAGAAACAUCAACUAACGAAAACCGUUAUCUGGGGUAACUUGUGAGAGGGACAAGUGCAUAAGACGGGGACAUAGUCCAAGGAUUGUGAAUUGCAACCAACACCCCUUGGUUUCUCUCAGCGUAUUUUGUGUCUGAACUUCAGAGGUUAAGGAAUAAGAGACAAGAGGAUUGUGGCAAAUCUAAGUGGAAAUUUUUAAAAAUUACAAAAGUUUUUCUUAAUCAUUCUGAUCCCUCAUCUAAUAAGAGGAAUGCAAAUUAGAAAUGUCAUAUCACUAACAUAUCAUUUAUCAUGUCAUUACAUUGGAGGAGAUUGCAUAGUUUGACAUUCCGUGUCAUAUUCCAUGGGUGAAACGGUUGAGAAAUAAUUAUUGUCAUGCAAUAUUGGUGUUUGAACGAAAUGAUCUGCCUGUAAUGUGGUGAAUUAGGCCAUCUCCAUAAAAGUUACACACUCAUUUACACUUUGCCCCAGUGAUCUCACAUUGAAGAACCUGGGCCAUAGAAAUUGAGGGUAGAUUAAUGGCUGGCAGGGGGUUGCAAAGUGGGGAAAUAUGUAAUGCUGCUGAAAGAGCACCUCUUUCAGUUAUAAGGUGAAUGUGUGGCAUGGUGACUAUACUUAGUAACACUGUGCAAUAAUACAACAUAAUACUUGAAAUUUGUUAGAGAGUAGUUCCUCCACCUGCUCUCCACACACACACAAAGGAUAAAUAUGUGAGGUAUGGAUGUACUAAUUAAUUUGGCACAUAUGUGAGUUGAUGGAUGUGUUAAUUAAUUUCAUUGCAGUAAUCAUAUAUCAAAUCAUCACCUUGUACAUUUAAAAUAAAUAUGAUUUUGUCAGCUUUACCUAAAUAAACCUGGGGGGGAGAACAAAACAGAUGGAAAAAAAUGCAAAAUAUGUCUGCUUAAAACUAUUAAUCACAUGUCAUGAAAAGAAGGGCCAUCUGUACCCCAAUGUUUAUAGCAGCAAUGGCCACGGUCGCCAAACUAUGGAAAG